Messenger RNA from Fusarium vanettenii 77-13-4, 660 nucleotides. RefSeq lists its product as uncharacterized. Gene Ontology annotation, cellular component: cytoplasm. Lineage: Eukaryota; Fungi; Ascomycota; Sordariomycetes; Hypocreales; Nectriaceae. The transcript is spliced from 5 exons. Bases 1 to 660 code for a protein of 219 amino acids. The record is from RefSeq and is a predicted model, not a curated record. Gene Ontology annotation, molecular function: aldehyde-lyase activity.
AUGCAAGCAUCAAACAGACUCAAGUCCACCUUUGCGCAGGGGAAGCAGACGUUUGGCGCGUGGCAGAUGCUCCCUGGGGCCAAUAUCUCACGGCUCUUGGCACGUUCUGGUGUGGACUGGGUGUUGAUCGACUGUGAGCACGGCAACAUUGACGAUGGUGCCAUGCAUGACUCGGUUCCUGCAGUUGCCGCGCUGGGAGUGUCGCCGCUUGUCAGGGUGGCAGAUAUGCAAGGAUGGAUGGUGAAGCGAGCCUUGGAUAGCGGUGCUCACGGUCUUUACCAAGCCAAUGACGCCCUCGUGACCAUCAUUCAGAUCGAGACCCACGAGGCCUUGGAGUCAGUCGAGGAGAUUGUGGCUGUGGACGGAAUCGACGCGCUCUUUAUUGGUCCGUUCGAUCUCGGAAACAACCUCGGCUAUCCUAUCCAGAAAGGUAUAAUAGGGCCCGUACUUAAGGAGGCCCUUGCUCGCAUCCUAGCAGCAACGCGAAGGGCCGGCAAGAAGUGCGGAAUCUACUGCAAAGACGCGCAGAAAACGAGGGAGUUUGCCGCUCAAGGCUACGACAUGUUAGUGGCUGCUACCGAUUACAUGGCUCUUCAAGCUGCCGUCAACGGAGAGGUGAGUUUAGCAAAGGGGGAGCAAGCUGGCAAGGGAACCUGGUGA